Molecule: messenger RNA, 3164 nt
Organism: Triplophysa rosa
Lineage: Eukaryota; Metazoa; Chordata; Actinopteri; Cypriniformes; Nemacheilidae
Gene: alcamb
Product: activated leukocyte cell adhesion molecule b
Exons: 16
Coding region: 169-1851 (560 amino acids)
Biological process (GO): cell adhesion
Cellular component (GO): plasma membrane
Source: RefSeq, a predicted model, not a curated record
CAGAGUAUAGCAGGAGUUACAUGAGGCACGUGGACAAAAAUCCCGAAGUUUGAAUUUAGCGACGCUUGCGGUGUGUUUUGUUUAAUACACAGCAUUAUUCAGCAAAAACACAAGGAUAUUAUUUCUCAAGACUUUAAGUGUAAGAUCACACCCCCGGACUGCUAAAGGAUGCAUUGGUUUGCACUGUUAACGUGUAUUCUCACCGUGUCGCUCGUGAAUCAAGUGAGCAGUUUGGAAACAGUUUCUGCCAAUUAUGGGGAGACCGUUACAAUCCCAUGCAACAAAGGUCUUGUCAAAGCAGAGGACGUCACGAUUACCAAAUGGAAAUAUGACAAAGGGAACAUACUGGUGAAGCUUCGGGAUCAGAAUGCAACCGUUUUAGAUGACGUGAACUACAAGACCAGAGUCAGUUUGAAAGAUGACUUCAGUCUCGUCAUCACAAAAGUGACUAUGGACGAUCAGAGAACCUUCACCUGCAUCACCGUCGUGUCUGCUGACAUUCUGGAAUUCCCUGUUCAGCUGGCCAUUAAUAAGGCUCCGUCGCCACCUCAGAUCACAGAACAAGCAACUGUGAUGGAGAUCGGCAAACUAACUACGGUAGCGGAGUGCCGUACCGAAGGUGCCAACCCAGCUGCCAACAUCACGUGGUUUAAGAACAAAACUCCACUUGCGUCUGACGGAACAGCGAUUAAAAUCAGCCAAGCUGUGGAUGUUGAUAGCGUGACCAAACUUUCUGCCACGACUUCUAAGCUUGAAUACGCAGCGGUGAAGGAAGAUGUUAAUGCCAAAUUCACCUGUCGUGUUCAACACGUCCGAUCAGCCGACAUGGAGUCUUCACCUCUUAACUUCACAGUGAACUACCCAACCGAGAAGGUCAGCCUCCAGGUGGUGUCCCAGGGCCCUUUUAAGGAAGGAGACAAUGUCACCCUCAAAUGCACGGCAGACGGGAACCCUCCUCCCCCAAUCUACAAUUUUUACAUCAAGGGCGAGAAAAAGACAGUGGAAAACUCGAACACGUACACCUUGAGGAACAUCACUCGGGCCGACACCGGAGAAUACAAAUGCUCGCUGGUGGACGGGGAGGACAUGGUGGAUACGGCACAAAUCACCGUUGAUUAUCUUGAGGUGGUCCUCAGCAGCACCGGUAAAAUUAACAAGAAAGUCGGCGAGAGCUUUGAGAUCACUCUGGAUAUCGACGGCUCAGGAACAACGCAAACAUCUUGGAGAAAGGGCAAUGCCAAGCUGGAGAAGGCGCCUAAGUUUGACAAGCUGAAGUAUUCUGAUUCUGGAGUUUAUGGGUGUGUUGUUUCCAUGGGUGGCCUAAAGAAAACACAAACAUUUGAAUUAAUAGUUGAAGGCGCUCCAGUGAUCAAGAGCCUGAUCAAUAAGAAAGGUGAUGGAACCAUGAACAAGGUCUUGAUUUGUGUGGGAGAAGGCUCUCCAAAGCCCACCGUACAAUGGAGCAUCAACGGCACAAAUGUUGAUGAGACUGCUUAUGUGGAUGGCAAAAUCACAUAUAGCUUGACACUUAUUCCAAAGGUUAAUCUGACUGUGUCCUGCACUGUCUCUAAUGAUUUGGGAUCUGACAUUAGAAGCAUUAAUGUCUCAACAUUUGCUGAUGACGUGACAAUGGACAAACAAGAUAUGAAACAGGAGCAAAGUGAGCAGACUACAAUGGUUGUUGGCAUCGUUGUUGGAUUGUUGGUGGCUGCUCUUGCAGUAGGCCUGGCCUACUGGCUAUAUUUGAAAAAAUUCAGGACAGGCACAUGGAAAACUGGAGAAAAGGAGGAUGGGUCAGCAGAGGAGAGCAAGAAGCUGGAAGAGAAUCAGAGCCAGAAAGCAGAUGUGUAAUGUUUAAAGAGCCGUUCAGGGAUUUAUUGACUACUGUCCCUUCUAUCCACUGGAGGAGAGGUGUACGCGUCAAGGGGAAAUCUGAAAAAAUAAAAACAACUGUCAUGGAGGGUCUGAAUGGCUGGGCCAGUUACAUCUCCACCAUUGGGCAGUUAAUAAAUAAUGUGUGUUGUAAAGUAUGUGAAUUAUUUGCAUUGAAGAUCAAGGCCAUUAAGAAAACAGUUUGUAAAAAGUGUUCAUUUAGGCUGUUUGGGGUGCUUUUCUUUUGCCCUCUGAAGUAAAGUCUUUUUUUUUUCUGUGCCCCAAACUUUUUGUACAUGCAUUUUGCAGUUUCACUUGAUGUGUAAUAACACAGCGGCCUUCAGUUUUCAAGACCUUGUAUGGGAUGUGUGCGAACCAUGCCACAUUUACUCGGAGUAAGUCCUUUGUUUUAUAAUUAUAUAUAGUACCAAAUCUGUGGCAUGAUGCGAGGCAUGAUUUUCGCAGUUAACUCAGCACUUGGGUUUGAGUUUUGAAGUCUUAACAAGUCAGCGAGGAGACAAAUUGAGCAGUAAAAUUAAUAUUAUACUCUUUUGGAUUUGAAGACAAUUAUUUAGCUAUGUCUACCCGCGCAUUCUAAUCAUGUAACCUUCAGGAAUUGAAGACUUUGUGAUGUUAUAAAUGAGCAAAUAUAAUGCAGGGACCAGUGUUUCUUUAUUGUUGAAAACAAUACCCUGUGCUUGGAUUGUUAAGAAUUGUGCCUUGUUUACCAUACAGUUUUUAAAGACUAAAUUACAGCCAUGUUACCAUAUUUGUUUCAUUUGCUCUGACCAAUGUACAUUCUCAUUAUUCCCAAUAUUCACUUUUUCUCUCAGAUUAUCACCUAUUUCUGUGUGUUCUGAUGUAUCAUCGUUUUGUGCCAGAAUUGUAUGUGAUCCAUUUGAAGCAUUACUUGUAAAUAUGGUAAACUUUUUUGUUGUUGUUUUUUUGUUCUAUUUAUAUUGAUAAGGUUUAGCUAAAUGGCAGUGUUUACCAUCAUGUUAGUUGUAGUAAUUGUUUUCGGAAAAUAUACCUCCAUUGCUGUUGAAUUGUAGUUCAAUUGAUGGUAUUUACUUGCAGGCUUUAGAAUUGUGAAAUAGAAUCGUCCAGCUUUCCAUUUUGCAUAGUGGUGUUACUGCAUUUUCACAGUUCAGUGCUCAUUAGUGCGUUUAAACCACCAUCUAGACCAAAGAGGUUGAAUGUGGCCAUGCAAGUAUUGUACAUACUGACCAUUGUUUUGUACUUUUAGUUCAAAUAAAAGUGUACAUUUUUAGCAGUGUUUCUGUUCUUUUCAU